This is a messenger RNA of Eremomyces bilateralis CBS 781.70, 3090 nucleotides long. Its product is annotated as WD40 repeat-like protein. Lineage: Eukaryota; Fungi; Ascomycota; Dothideomycetes; Eremomycetales; Eremomycetaceae. Gene Ontology annotation, molecular function: protein binding. The transcript has 4 exons. Gene Ontology annotation, cellular component: Pwp2p-containing subcomplex of 90S preribosome; small-subunit processome. Gene Ontology annotation, biological process: ribosomal small subunit assembly; maturation of SSU-rRNA from tricistronic rRNA transcript (SSU-rRNA, 5.8S rRNA, LSU-rRNA). The coding region runs from base 37 to 2709 and encodes 890 amino acids. The record is from RefSeq and is a predicted model, not a curated record.
GACAAGUUGAUAUUGCUGGUGCUGCCGUUGUGAGGCAUGAAGACCGAUUUUAAGUUCUCCAACCUGCUGGGAACGGUAUAUACCCGCGGAAACCUGCUGUUCUCCCCCAAUGGCAACAGCUUAUUGUCGCCGGUAGGCAAUCGAGUUACGGUCUUUGACCUAGUGAACAACAAGUCGUAUACUCUCCCUUUUGCGCACCGCCGAAACAUCGCCCGACUUGCCCUCAAUCCCCAGGGCAAUCUCCUUCUCACCGUCGACGAAGAUGGACGCGCCAUCCUAACGAACCUCCCCCGUCGCAUUGCCCUCUUCCACUUCUCCUUCCGAACUGCUGUCACAUCCCUCGUCUUUUCACCCUCGGGAAGGCACUUUGCGGCGGCGAUCGGGCGACAGAUCGAGGUAUGGCACACUCCGUCGACACCUGGCUCGAGCGAGGACGGUGACUUGGAGUUCGCCCCGUUCGUGAGACACCGGAUAUAUACCGGACAUUUCGACGAGGUACAAAGCAUCGAAUGGUCAAGCGACUCCCGAUUCUUCCUCACCGCAUCCAAAGAUCUGAGUGCGCGGAUAUGGAGUUUGAACCCGGAAGAAGGGUUUAUUCCGACAUCUCUGAGCGGACAUAGGCAGCCGGUGCUUGCAGCAUGGUUCUCAAAAGAUCAGGAGACAAUAUAUACCAUCAGCAAGGAUGGAGCCCUGUUCCACUGGGGAUAUGUGCCGAAGCCACAACGAGCCGAGGAGGAUAUGGAGAUCGAAGAGGAGAUGCAGUGGAGGAUAAUCGACAAGCAUUACUUCAUGCAAGAUAAUGCCUAUGUCACUUGCGCUGCAUAUCAUGCCUCCUCGAAUCUUCUUGUUGCUGGGUUCUCGAAUGGGAUUUUUGGUCUCUACGAGCUACCUGACUUCUCACAACUCCAAACCCUCAGCAUAUCUCAAAACGAAAUCGACUUCGUCUCCAUAAACCAAAGCGGCGAAUGGCUCGCAUUCGGCGCCUCCAAACUCGGCCAACUCCUCGUCUGGGAAUGGCAAUCCGAAUCCUACAUUCUCAAACAACAAAGCCAUUUUGAUUCCAUCAACUCCAUCGCCUAUUCCCCCGAUGGCCAGCGCAUCAUCACCACGGCCGACGAUGGGAAAAUCAAGGUUUGGGACGUCACUUCGGGCUUCUGUAUCGUCACAUUCACCGAGCAUACGAGUGGAGUCACCGCAUGCGAGUUUGCAAAGCGCGGAAAUGUCCUGUUCACGGCAAGUCUGGACGGCUCGGUAAGAGCCUGGGAUUUGAUACGGUACCGAAAUUUCCGCACCUUCACCGCACCGACGAGGCUAUCAUUCUCUUCGCUUGCAGUUGAUCCCAGUGGCGAAGUCGUCUGUGCCGGGUCUCUCGACUCCUUCGAUAUCCAUGUCUGGUCCGUCCAGACUGGCCAGUUGCUCGAUCAACUCUCCGCACACGAGGGCCCGGUGGCGUCAUUGGCGUUUUCUGCGACGGGCGGGAUGCUUGCGAGCGGGAGUUGGGAUCGAACGGUCAGGUUGUGGAGCGUGUUCGGAAGGACUCAGACGAGUGAGCCACUGCAGUUGCAAGCGGAUGUGUUGUCGGUUGCCUUCCGACCGGAUUCCAAGCAGAUUGCGGUUUCGACUCUCGAUGGGCAAUUGUCGUUCUGGUCGGUUUCCGACGCGGUCCAACAAGGUGGCGUUGACGGUCGUCGUGAUGCGUCUGGAGGUCGCAAAAUCUCCGACCGUCGAACCGCUGCCAAUGUCGCCGGCACCAAAAGCUUCGCAACCAUAACGUACAGCGCCGAUGGUUCGUGCGUGCUCGCAGGUGGCAACAGCAAGUACAUCUGCCUGUACGAAGUGCAAGCCGGCGUCCUCAUCAAGAAGUUCACCGUCUCCGUCAACCUCUCCUUAGACGGCACCCAAGAGUUCCUCAACAGCAAACUGCUCACCGAGGCCGGACCGCGGGGCCUCAUCGACGAGCAAGGCGAGGAAUCUGACCUGGAAAACCGGAUCGAUCGAUCCCUUCCCGGCGCGAGCCGAGGGGAUGCCAGCACGCGCAAAACCCGACCGGAGGUCCGCGUGUCUGCCGCCGCGUUCUCGCCCACCGGCCGUGCGUUCUGCGCGUCAUCCACCGAGGGUCUCUUGAUCUACUCGCUUGACAACGUCAUCCAGUUCGAUCCGUUCGACCUCGAUGUCACCGUCACGCCGGACAGCACGCGCGCGGAGAUGGAGAAAGGAAGCCACCUCAAGGCCUUGGUCAUGGCGUUCCGACUGAAUGACAACUCGCUGGUGCGCCAGGUGUUCGAGCACGUGCCCGCCGCGGAUAUCCCGUUGGUGGUGAAGGACAUGCCGACGGUGUACCUCGACCGAUUCUUGCGAUUCGUGGCGGUGCAGGUGGACGAGACGCCGCAUUUGGAGUUCAACUUGCUCUGGACGGAGGCGGUGCUGCGGAAACACGGGAGGUAUUUGAAGGAUAAUAUCGGCCAGUUCGCGCCGGAGAUGCGGGCGGUGAUGAGAGCAGUAGGGAAAAUUGGAAAGGAGUUGGGGAAAUUGUCAGAGGAGACCUUGUAUUUGGUGGAGUACUUGCUAAACCAGCCGGCGAAAGGAAAGACAAGUGGUGUACAUAGGGAUGAAAACGGGAAUUUGCUAGAAGAGGGGGAGGAUGGGGAUGGGAUGGAGAUGGAGGGAGAAGUUGAGGAAGGGGAAGGCGAAUGGAUAGGGUUCGACUAGUUAAUGGUUAAGCGGCUGUCCCCCUCUCAAUAUGGGGCUACUCGUUCUGUGCUGGUUUACCCCUGAUGGGGAGCAUACGUUGCCUAGCCCCACUCCCAAACGACGGCUGUGACUGGCUUGACAAUGCGUUCUCGUCUUCACCCUCGUCCUCCUUAGCAAUGGGUUUUCUCCUAAAGGCCAGUUGAAGUGCUCCAGAGGCGAGCGCGUGGAGACUUGACGGUUGCAUAGUUGGUUGACUGCUUGUCUCGGGGCCUUCAUCUUCCUCCACCUUUUCUUCUUCCAGAGAUUCAGACUCGACGAGGUCGAAAGCCUCUCGUGCUUUUAGCUGUCGGCGGGCGUGCGGCCGUUGUGUAUGGGCGGGGAAGAUCAUUGUCAACAACC